AUGUGCUGCUCCUUUUUCGACUUCGGUCUGGGUUUAUGCGCUGCCGACGCGGAGAAAGUGGCAGCCGAACCUUGCUACUAUUGCGUUCAACAGAACCCGCAUGUUUUGAAAGAAGCAAUAGAGAACAACUUUGAACCAGCAGAUAAAGAGGAGGAUAAAGAGCUUCGCCGCCAGCUCUACCGCCUCCUAAAAGAUAUGUCGGAGGCCCCGGCUGGGGAGUUCAUCUGCUUCUUCCGUCGGCUCGACCAGCGUAAAUUCGACGUCAAUAACGAGUGGGUCGACAACUGGUUUAAAGAAUUACUCAAAGGAAUAUUACUGCAUAAUAAGAACAAUAAUACACUACGCUUCGAACAUAUCGUCCAUUGCGAGACAGUAGAGGACUCGUUGGAGCUCUGCAAGGAAUGUGUCGAAGUCAUGCGCGAAGAGGUUGAGGAUUAUAUUGAGACGAAGGAGUCUGAGGAGCAGAAGAAGUUGUUCACUAAGGAUGGAAGAGUCACCUUUGAGUGUAUGAUGCAGGACAUGCCACAGGAGAAAGAUCUGGCUGGUUUGUGGGAAGAUCGAUUCGAGGACGAUGGUCCUCAAAGCUGUCAGCGGGUGCUUGGGAAACACCAAAUAUGCGCUAGCGACUACGAAUUUUAUCAAAAGAAGCCAAGCGGUAAAGAGGUCAUUGAUAAAUACUUUGACGAAGAUCGCGUAAGAAGAAGCGUACCCACUGGGCCAUAG
Molecule: messenger RNA, 723 nt
Organism: Alternaria infectoria
Lineage: Eukaryota; Fungi; Ascomycota; Dothideomycetes; Pleosporales; Pleosporaceae
Exons: 1
Coding region: 1-723 (240 amino acids)
Source: RefSeq, a predicted model, not a curated record